CGCGCCACAAGCCUCACUGCCGAACCAUGGCCGAAGGGGAAAUCACCACCUUCACAGCCCUGACCGAGAAAUUCAACCUGCCUCCCGGGAACUACAAGAAGCCCAAGCUCCUCUACUGCAGCAACGGGGGCCACUUCCUGAGGAUCCUUCCCGAUGGCACGGUGGACGGCACCAGGGACAGGAGUGACCAGCACAUUCAGCUGCAGCUCAGUGCGGAAAGUGUGGGGGAGGUGUAUAUAAAGAGCACCGAGACCGGCCAGUACUUGGCCAUGGACACCGACGGGCUUUUAUACGGCUCCCAGUCACCAAACGAAGAAUGCCUGUUCCUGGAAAGGCUGGAGGAAAACCAUUACAACACCUACGUUUCCAAGAAGCACGCGGAGAAGAAUUGGUUCGUUGGUCUCAAGAAGAAUGGAAGCUGCAAGCGUGGUCCUCGGACUCACUAUGGCCAGAAGGCCAUCUUGUUCCUCCCCCUGCCAGUCUCCUCUGAUUAAGGAAGUCUGUUCAGGGUGCUGACCACUCCAGAGGAGUCUCACGGGAUCCUCGUCCCACUGACCCCCAGAAUGUUCCCUUGACCAUUGGCUGCACUAACCCUUGGCCCACCGAGCCUGAAUUUGUAAGCAA
Elephantulus edwardii (Cape elephant shrew) is the source of this 624-nucleotide messenger RNA. Its product is annotated as fibroblast growth factor 1-like. The transcript has 5 exons. Gene Ontology annotation, biological process: fibroblast growth factor receptor signaling pathway; cell differentiation; positive regulation of protein phosphorylation. Gene Ontology annotation, molecular function: fibroblast growth factor receptor binding; growth factor activity. Bases 27 to 494 code for a protein of 155 amino acids. The record is from RefSeq and is a predicted model, not a curated record. Lineage: Eukaryota; Metazoa; Chordata; Mammalia; Macroscelidea; Macroscelididae. Gene Ontology annotation, cellular component: cytoplasm.